AUGUCAACUCCCAAUGUAACCAACAUCUCUUCAGACGACGAAGAUGAUGAAAUAGAAGUUUUGGAAUUUAGGAAAUUGACUCAGGACUUAAUAGACAAUCCUACCCAGCCAGAGGAAAGAAGAAUCACCAAAAAACUAUCAGAUGUCGAGUGUCCCAUUUGUUUUGAUGAGGUUAGAAGGGCAAUAACCACUUCUUGUGGACACGUCUUUUGUUUAGAAUGUAUUGAACGCAGUAUUUCGAGCUCGCACGCUAGAGGUCAAGUCAGGUCUAGCCAAAGAGGAAGAGGUUUGUGUCCGUUGUGUCGAAAGCAGGUGGUCUUUAAAGAGACAAUUCCACUUAAAAUGAAAAAGGCUGAAAAAAUAGAUAAACCCGAUUUGCCACCCAAAUAG
Molecule: messenger RNA, 390 nt
Organism: Candida albicans SC5314
Lineage: Eukaryota; Fungi; Ascomycota; Pichiomycetes; Serinales; Debaryomycetaceae
Product: SUMO-targeted ubiquitin ligase complex subunit
Exons: 1
Coding region: 1-390 (129 amino acids)
Biological process (GO): positive regulation of transcription by RNA polymerase II
Molecular function (GO): metal ion binding; transcription factor binding
Source: RefSeq, a predicted model, not a curated record